AUGGAGGCACAUGUAGAAGGUGUCAUCGGAGCGCCGAGGGCAGGAAAGGAAAAGGCUGUGCACAAUCACGACUUUGAGCCAGAAGUAUCCCUCUACCGGACGGAAUCGUUCGCUGGGGAUAGUGUCAUCCGAAUGGUCAGACAAGGAAGUGCCUCGUGUGAUUACACAUGCACACAACAGCACUGGCUGACGGAAGGGGAGAACAAUCGGGCAUUGGGUUUAUGA
Molecule: messenger RNA, 225 nt
Organism: Protopolystoma xenopodis
Lineage: Eukaryota; Metazoa; Platyhelminthes; Monogenea; Polystomatidea; Polystomatidae
Source: the annotation of a GenBank genome assembly